AUGGCCUUCAAAGUCAGAGAUUUUGAAAACAACCCUUCACUGAGAACCCUUGGAGAAUUUGCCUUUGAUGGUAUCCAAGAACUGAAAUCACUAAACUUGUCGAAAACUCGCAUAUCUUAUUUACCAACUGUUGGUCUUACCAGUAUAGAAGAUCUCAACAUAGAACACACACCGACUCUAAGGAUAUUCCCAAGUGUUCUUCAGUUUUCUAAUAUUAAAGUUGCCCGGCUUACUUACGCACACCACUGUUGCGCCUUUCAGCACCCAGAAAAGCAAGACCCUCAGUUGUGGAAGGCUUACGAGUUCCAGGAAACGGUUCGCAAAAAAUGUGAAACACCACAAACAGUGUCUACGUCAUCCACAUGGGUACUUACGCAAUCCCCAGUGACGGAACACUUUCGGAUUCGAAUACGUCGAUCAGGUGACCAGCAUGACAAAUGGGGUGAUUUUGGUGGGUCUUUUCGUGAUUCAAUGGGUAGCAACGGCUUCGGAACAUUCCCAGAGCCUUCUACGCCUUUUCCGAGAACUAAGACAACUAAAAAGUCUACGAUCUUUGAAAUUUAUCAUGAUAACACGACAUUAUCGGAGAACAAUACAGAACCGCAGAUCGUGGCAUGUGGAAACAUUUCUAGAAUUUACAGUGAAGUUAUCUGUACUCCUCAACCAAACGCCUUUAAUCCUUGUGAAGAUGUGAUGGGCUAUGAAUGGUUGAGAGUAGUGGUCUGGUUUGUGGUAUUAGCAGCUUUGUUAGGAAACCUGGUUGUCAUUCUCGUCCUCAUUACUGGGCGAAGUAAAAUGACAGUUCCUAAAUUCCUCAUGUGUAACUUAUCCGUGGCUGAUUUUCUUAUGGGUUUUUAUUUACUUUUAAUCGCUUCAAUUGAUAUUCAUUCAUUAGGCGAAUAUUUCAACCACGCAGUCUCUUGGCAAAAUGAUGGUGGCUGCCAGAUUGCUGGUUUCCUUACCGUAUUCGCCAGUGAACUUUCUAUUUACAUAUUAACAGUUUUAACAAUAGAGAGGUGGUAUGCUAUAAGCUAUGCCAUACAUUUAACUAAAAGACUCAAGCUACGUCAGGCCUCUGCACUCAUGGUAAUUGGAUGGUGUUACGCUAUAUUGAUGGCCUCUUUGCCAUUGCUUGGUAUCAGUGGUUAUGGAACAGUGAGUAUCUGUUUGCCCAUGGAAGCUACUGAUUUAUUGGACCGCGGAUAUAUAUGUUCAUUGUUGAUCCUUAAUGGUGUAGCGUUUCUUGUUAUUUGUUGUUGUUAUAUAAACAUGUAUUUUAAAGUGAGAAAAAGUGACACUACCGCCAAUAGUAAUGACGCUACAAUCGCUAAAAGAAUGUCACUUCUUGUGUUUACAAACUUCGUAUGUUGGGCACCCAUUGCCUUUUUUGGACUAACCGCGUCCGCCGGAUUUCCACUUAUUGACAUUACAAACUCCAAAAUAUUGCUUGUUUUCUUUUACCCUUUGAACUCUUGUGCCAAUCCAUUCUUGUACGUCAUUUUGACCAAGCAGUUCAGAAAAGACGUGUUCAUACUGUUGGGGAGAUAUGGUAUUUGUACGGCGAGGGCUAACCGUUACAAAGGUACCUACUCCGGUUCCAAAACAAUAUCAAAUUCAAGACACAAUGGAAUGCAUCUUCACAACGUCCAGCAGGCACCUGAUCUCUCAGUCCUAGCGCACAUAUCCAAAGGUAUCCACAAGGGGUCCAAGAUGUCUUUAAAUGGUAGCAGUACACCACACAGCACCCCAAUUACUACCCCUAGCCUUACACCCAAACAAUCACCAACAGCCCGAGUUCAAGAUAUCGAACAGACGCCAAAUGUUUCUAGUGGAGCUUGGUCAGGAAACGACAAAAACAAAGAAAGAAAACUAAGUACCGUACCAGAGACGAGUCAAGGUUCUGAUGACUUUGACUGUGAAGCUACGUGUAUUAUUGAAGCUACCGAAGGUCUGAAGGACAUCCUGGAUGACAGGGGCUCAAAUCGCGUGCGAAGUGCUAGUGAAUAUGUCAUUCUUUAUCCAGCUUGUCAGAGGGAAAACAGAAAACGUCUAUGUCGCACAUCUUAUGACAAACGGGCUAGUAUGGAGACUAGUUUGAGCAGUGCUACUGAGACGUCUUAUCUGAGUGAUUCCUCUUGGCGGGAAAGUGCAGAAAUAGAAAAAAUUCCUAGCGCUGAACAGAAUACCCCUGAAGGAGAUGACGGACAAGCGGCGUGUGAGGUUGUUAAACCGUCCCCAAGCACAGUUCAAGAAAGACGACAAAAUUUUCGGAACAGUCCAGUUGAACAGUCAGUAAUUUGCCAAAGCAGUGACGAAGAAGAGCAGGAUGCGACCCAAUCUUUGUUGUGAAAACUUUUGGCCCUUCAGGGUGCAGCUUUGCUCGUCUUGUGUUCUGUUAAGUUAAUUGAUGUGUACAUAUUAUUAUCUAUCUUUAUUUGGGCGCUUUCAACCAUGGUUUAGUAAAUUUUUGCGGAGAAAAAAUUGCUUAUUUGUCAGAAUAUAGAUAUUUAUUAUAACAUAUCUGACAUUACAGUUCAACGUAAAAUGAGACACUGAAGGCUUGUGUAUUGAUGUACAUCCUUAAAAUGUCGCAGUAUUAUUUACGUAUUAUUUAUAUAUCGUUUUCUUGUCUCGAUUAUUAAUUAACCUGUGUAUUAUACUUUCCCAUCAAGGUAUCGACAGAUCAGUGGAGUGAAAUUUGACAUUAUUGCUGUUAACAUUGUUGU
Patella vulgata (common limpet) is the source of this 2726-nucleotide messenger RNA. Its product is annotated as lutropin-choriogonadotropic hormone receptor. Bases 1 to 2349 code for a protein of 782 amino acids. Gene Ontology annotation, molecular function: G protein-coupled receptor activity; protein-hormone receptor activity. Gene Ontology annotation, cellular component: membrane. The transcript is spliced from 3 exons. Gene Ontology annotation, biological process: G protein-coupled receptor signaling pathway. NCBI's taxonomy places the organism in Eukaryota, Metazoa, Mollusca, Gastropoda, Patellidae. The record is from RefSeq and is a predicted model, not a curated record.